UCUACGUGAAAUAACCCCUUUCUGUCCUGCCUUCCUGAGACAUCCCGUACUUUUUAGAACCGAAUGCAAGCCUCAGUGAAUUGAACGAGAGACAAUGUUUCGGACAAGAAUAUCUUCAACAGUAUCACGAGCUCAUCAGGUCACAGCAGCCAAUCCCAGCAGUUCACGGUUCACUCACACAGCGAAAAACCCUCAAGUAUUUUGAUUACGAUUAUUCCCACACUGAGCUCUGCUGUACUGUUCAGUGCCGACUCAUCGUCACCAGAAUAUUUUUUCAAAAGGACAGAAAAAUCAUCCAUUUUUGGCUCCCCCGCACUUUAUACUAAAUAAAUAUAUUUUAGUAAUAAUUAGUACAUAGAGGGAAGAAGAAUAUUAUUCACAGACGUUCACACCUCAACCAGUGGGAAGAUGAUAAUCACGUUGAAAAAUCUCCAGCAACAUACUUUCACUGUUGAAAUUGAUCCAUCAAAGACGGUGAAGGAGCUCAAGGAUCAAAUUGAAGCACAAAAGAGAUGGCCAGCACAGCAUCAGAAAUUGAUAUAUGCGGGAAAAAUAUUGACAGACGAUCAUCCACUGACCGAGUACAACAUCGAUGAGAAGAAAUUCAUUGUAGUCAUGGUUACAAAGCCAAAAACUGCUAGUGCCACUGCGACCAGCGAAAGCCAGCCAGAGGAGAGCAAAGAUCAGUCAACAACCAGUGCAUCAUCAGCUGCUCCCCCAAAUCCACCAGCAGCUCAAGCAGCAGCGCGCACGACUCCCGUAACCACUCCCGAAAAUCCCCCCGCAGCUGACGCAAGAAGUCAGCCGGAGAGUGCUCUCCUCAUGGGUGAAGAGUACAACACAAUGGUCAACAACAUAAUGGACAUGGGGUACGAGCGUGAGCAGGUCGAGCAAGCCCUACGAGCUAGUUUCAAUAAUCCUGACAGAGCUGUUGAGUACCUGUUGACUGGUAUACCAGCACAACUGUUCGAGGAUCCCCCCGAGGUCGACAAUCCCGAGGGACAGGACACUAUCGCUGAUCCACAGGGGGGACAGGAUCCCCUUGCAUUCUUGAGAACGCAGCCACAGUUCCAACAGAUGCGCCAGGUUAUCCAACAUAAUCCACAGCUACUCAAUGCUGUUCUCCAACAGAUCGGACAAUCAAAUCCAGCAUUACUACAGCUCAUAUCUCAUAAUCAAGAGGCUUUUGUUCGUAUGCUCAAUGAACCUGUUGGUGCAGCAGGUGGUACUCCGACCCAAGGUGCUCCAGCCUCAUCUCCAGCAGUUGGAGCUGCUCGUGGAGGUGCAACAGGUGGUGGUGGUCCAGGCGCUGGUGUCAUACCUGUAUCACCCCAAGACAGAGAAGCAAUCGAGAGGCUCACGGCGCUAGGUUUUCCCGAGCAUCUCGCCCUCCAGGCGUACUUUGCCUGUGAAAAAAAUGAAAAUCUUGCUGCUAAUUUUUUAUUAUCUCAGAAUCUUGAUGACUGAACACCACUGGGGAGUUUUUUUGUUGCAUGUGGUUAAGUUCAAUACCUCCAGAGCUUACGAGACUGUUAAAGAGAUGAGAACGAAUGCAUCGUUCCAACGACAACUGGAACUGUUGUUCCCAGUGGAAAAUAUGAAAUGAUUAGCGUGAAGAGAAAAGCAUUUGUAUGAUUCAAUUACCCUCCCUCUUUUUGUCUUAUUUAAUAAGCCUUCGCAGAGUGUUUAUUUUUCAUGAUUUUCUGGGUUUCAGUUUGAGUUAAUUUUUUAAUGUUUAGUGCCCGCAGCGAUAGGUAUAUACAGCAUAUUUUGAAAAUUACACGAAUUUUCUGUUCUCUCAAGCGAAAAUACUGGAACCGCAAUUAUCAAGUUAUUCACCAGAGGGAAUGAAUAGUUUCAAAUUAAUUAAUCUACGAAUAUUUUUUUUAUCGAAAAAAAAGGAGACAAACGAUGUAAUUGAUUCACGUUUCAUGGAAAACGCGAAGAUAAGAGAGGAAUUUAAUAGAAUGUAAUAUUCUAAUAUUAUAUCUAUACAUAAAUUGUAACAAUCUAAAAAUUUCUAUCUAAGAGCAAACGAGGAGAAUAAAAAUAGAAAAUAAAUGAAUAACUUACUAAACUA
Diachasmimorpha longicaudata is the source of this 2080-nucleotide messenger RNA. RefSeq names its product UV excision repair protein RAD23 homolog B (gene Rad23). Lineage: Eukaryota; Metazoa; Arthropoda; Insecta; Hymenoptera; Braconidae. Gene Ontology annotation, molecular function: polyubiquitin modification-dependent protein binding; ubiquitin binding; damaged DNA binding. The transcript has 6 exons. Gene Ontology annotation, biological process: proteasome-mediated ubiquitin-dependent protein catabolic process; nucleotide-excision repair. The record is from RefSeq and is a predicted model, not a curated record. Gene Ontology annotation, cellular component: cytosol; nucleoplasm. The coding region runs from base 409 to 1467 and encodes 352 amino acids.